UAGAAUGACUGAACAGAAAUAGUACUGUCAAACCGCUUCAUCAAAAACCAAUCGUCCACGAACAUUUCGUCUAAUUGUUGCGCGAAUUUCACGAAAUAUAAUUGAUCUUCAAGUGCAAAUCAUUCCGUUUUCGCCACUCAACGUUUUAAACGCUGAUUCACAUUACCGUGUAGCGAGAGUCGUUUGCAUUGACAGUACGGAGACAACCCUAGCAACGAUAGAACAUACAAAGGCACAGUACUACUGAACCACAGUUGUAUCGAGAUGGCUGGUGCUAUGCUGAUCGACCGUGCCCAAUCGCACUCGCUGAAUCGGCAGGAUAUGACCAACUUUGCCCGUGAUCUCGAGGUGGACGAAAACGAUGAAGAACAGAUCAGACAGAAGGAACAGAAAAUUCUCGAACUGGGCGAAACGUACAAGAAGGAAGGCAAGGCCAAGGAGCUGGCUGAUCUUAUCAAAGUGACCCGUCCGUUCCUGAGCUUCCUGAGCAAGGCGAAAGCUGCCAAACUGGUACGUUCGCUAGUUGAUCUGUUUCUUGAUCUGGAAGCCGAAACAGGUAUAGAAGUGCAGUUGUGUAAGGAGUGCAUCGAAUGGGCGAAGCAGGAAAAGCGCACCUUCCUCCGGCAGUCGCUUGAGGCUCGACUGAUUGCGCUCUACUUCGACACGGGCAUGUACACGGAAGCGCUUAAUCUUGGCAGCCAGCUGUUAAAGGAACUGAAGAAGCUGGACGAUAAAAAUCUGCUCGUCGAGGUACAGCUGCUCGAGAGCAAAACGUAUCACGCCUUGAGCAAUUUACCGAAGGCCCGUGCCGCCCUCACGUCCGCACGUACUACAGCUAAUGCAAUCUACUGUGCACCGAAGGUGCAGGCUACGCUUGAUCUGCAAUCGGGAAUUUUGCAUGCGGCCGACGAGCGUGAUUUCAAAACCGCCUUCUCGUAUUUCUAUGAAGCGUUCGAAGGAUUCGAUUCUGUGCAGAGCAGCAAGGCACUGACCGCACUGAAGUACAUGCUGCUGUGCAAGAUCAUGCUCGGUCAGUCAGACGAUGUGAAUCAAAUUGUCAGUGGCAAGCUGGCCAUCACAUACUCGGGCCGCGAUAUCGACGCCAUGAAGGCGGUCGCGGAAGCAUCGCACAAACGCUCGCUGGCCGACUUUCAGGACGCUCUGAAGCAGUACAAGAAGGAACUGGAGGACGAUGUGAUCGUGAAGGCACAUCUGGGCACACUGUACGAUACGAUGCUCGAGCAGAACCUGUGUCGUAUUAUCGAGCCGUACUCACAGUGUGAGGUGAGCUUCAUCGCAGAACAGAUUGCCCUGCCCAUCGCUCAGGUUGAAAAGAAGCUCUCACAGAUGAUUCUGGACAAGAAGUUUAGUGGCAUUCUGGAUCAAGGUAUAGGCGUGUUGAUCGUGUUCGAAGAAACGCCGGUCGACAAAACUUACGAGACUGCACUGGAAACGAUACAGCACAUGGGCAAGGUGGUCGAUACGCUCUAUCAGAAGGCGAAGAAGCUGACGUAAAACGUGGUGGUUUUUGUUCCCGGCAACGGUUAGCGCAUAAUGCAAAUUAAUUAAUUUGUCUACCAGUCUUAACCUCUA
Anopheles funestus (African malaria mosquito) is the source of this 1593-nucleotide messenger RNA. RefSeq names its product 26S proteasome non-ATPase regulatory subunit 11 (gene Rpn6). The coding region runs from base 265 to 1515 and encodes 416 amino acids. Gene Ontology annotation, cellular component: proteasome regulatory particle, lid subcomplex. The transcript has 4 exons. Gene Ontology annotation, biological process: ubiquitin-dependent protein catabolic process. The record is from RefSeq and is a predicted model, not a curated record. Gene Ontology annotation, molecular function: protein binding; structural molecule activity. NCBI's taxonomy places the organism in Eukaryota, Metazoa, Arthropoda, Insecta, Diptera, Culicidae.